AUUUCCAGUGUCGUUUUUUGAUGAUUUAGUCUCAGUCGUCUCAUCUCUUUCAUUUGAAAUGCUUACUCCUCUGCUUUGCUCCUUCUCUCAUCGCCUGCCCAAAUAAUCCUCCGCCAUGGCAAGCAUUCUGCACGUAAUUUCGCCCUGUUGCUGCCCAAAUUCUGUGCCCAAAGUGCUUCCUGUGGAAGAACUCAAACCAGAAAGGCCAACAAAAAAGGCGUCGAGCACAAGCAGCAUUGUUAAUAACAAUAAGGACAGGCUAUUAAACUACGUCCCAGUUUACGUCAUGCUUCCACUGGGAGUUGUGAGCAGCGAUAACGAAGUGAUAGACGGCGAAGGGCUGAGGCAACAGCUGAGAAAGCUGCGAGCCGCCGGAGUGGACGGCGUGAUGACGGACGUGUGGUGGGGAAUUGUGGAAUCCAAAGGGCCAAAGCAGUACAAUUGGAAGGGAUACCGGAGCCUGUUUCAGAUACUCCAUGAAUGCGAUCUCAAAGUCCAAGCAAUAAUGUCGUUCCACCAGUGCGGCGGGAACGUCGGCGAUGAGGUUUACAUUCCGAUCCCGCCGUGGGUUCUUGAGAUCGGAGGAUCAAAUCCUGAUAUCUUCUAUACCGACCGCUCCGGCAACCGGAACAAGGAGUAUCUCUCUCUCGGUGUCGAUAACCGCCCACUCUUCCACAGCCGAACCGCCGUUCAGAUGUACAGGGACUUCAUGAGCAGCUUCAAAGAGAAUAUGGCAGAAUUUAUAGCAAAAGGAGUUAUAAUAGACAUAGAAGUUGGACUUGGCCCUGCAGGGGAGCUAAGAUAUCCUUCAUAUCCACAGAGUCUGGGAUGGGUUUUUCCCGGCAUUGGAGAAUUCCAGUGUUACGACAAGUAUUUACGCGAGGAGUUCAACGAGGCUGCAACAGCAGAAGGAUAUCCAGAAUGGGAACUGCCAAAUAAUGCAGGAACAUACAAUGACACACCAGAAUCCACACAGUUCUUCAAAUCAAAUGGCACUUUUCAAUCAAAUAAAGGCAAGUUCUUCUUGACUUGGUAUUCUAACAAGUUGUUGAAGCAUGGAGAUCAGAUUCUUGAUGAAGCCAACCAAGUUUUUGUGGGCUGCAAACUCAAUUUAGCCAUCAAGGUGUCUGGCAUUCACUGGUGGUACCGAGAGGAAAAUCAUGCUGCAGAACUUACUGCAGGAUACUACAACUUGAAAACUAGAGAUGGGUAUCGACCAAUUUCAAGGAUGCUAUCAAGGCACCAUGCAGUCUUGAACUUCACAUGUCUGGAGAUGAGGGAUUUUAAACAGAGUGAGCAAGCCAAGAGUGCACCAGAGGAACUCGUUCAACAGGUUUUGAGUGGAGGGUGGAGAGAAGGCCUAAAAGUAGCGGGAGAGAAUGCAUUGUCAAGAUACGAUGCUGCAGCUUACAACCAAAUGCUUCUCAAUGCCAGACCAAAUGGUAUGGACAAAAAUAGCGAACCAAAGCUUAGGAUGUUUGGAGUGACGUAUCUUCGGCUCUCUAACGAGUUGUUUGCUAAGAAAAAUUUCAAAAUAUUCAAGAAAUUCGUUAAGAAGAUGCACGCCAAACAGGAUUAUCGACCCGAUCCUAGUGACUACAACCGCCCUCUGGUUCCGUUGAAUCGCUCUGGACCAGAGAUUCCAAUAGAAGUGCUUUUAGAAGCAACCAAACCGAUGGAGCCGUUUGUUUGGGAUCAGGAAACUGAUAUACCAGUGUAAUCGUAUGGUGCUUUAAUUUUGUGGAGUUCAUGAACAGAGUCUUUAACGCAAGUAAUUGAGGCCAACAGGUUUCUGUGUUUAUGUAAUGGCCAUACAAUCUAUCAAUAAAGGGAACCGAAACUAAAAUGUUUAAUCAUAGUUCCUAAUGUUUAAAACCACUUUAUAUAA
Molecule: messenger RNA, 1888 nt
Organism: Momordica charantia (bitter melon)
Lineage: Eukaryota; Viridiplantae; Streptophyta; Magnoliopsida; Cucurbitales; Cucurbitaceae
Gene: BAM5
Product: beta-amylase 5
Biological process (GO): polysaccharide catabolic process
Molecular function (GO): beta-amylase activity
Source: RefSeq, a predicted model, not a curated record